CAACGGACAUCAAUUGCACACAGGUUCCUAGUUUCAAAUGUGUGCAACGGGGUGUACCAUUGCACAUGAUUUUUUUAAUGUGACUCAUGUGUGAUGUGAUUUGCCCAAUCUGCAAAUUAAGUGAACACAUUGGCACUGAAAAUCGGUUGGAAAUUUAACGCACAUAUUGGCUGGAAUAACUUGAACUAUAGGACAUGGAGUUUCUGCACUCGGGUGCAUAUGCACUGGGAUGAAUAGUAAAAUCGGAUGAAAUAGGGGGGAAAUGUGAUUUGUUUUUUUUAAUAAACAUUGUUGAAUGUUGUCUCAACUUGCAAAGUUUUGUGGUGAAAAAGCAUUCGGAGGUCUCGGGAAAGAAAAAUAAAAAUGAUGUUCAAAAGAGCAAUAAUUUAAAGUACUUUGGAACGUUGAUUUUGUGCUUUUUUUUUGUCCAGAACUCCACGGGUGUUUUUCCUUCACCAACUUUGCAGGUUGCUAAAACGUUCAAAUGCUAGAAUUAUUUGAUUUUUUUUUAGAAUUUACUGUCCAUCACAGACGCAUAUGCACCCAGGAGCAUCACCUCCAGACCUAUUGUGUCUUACAUAUCAUACUUGUUAUUACAGCCCGAACAAUAGAUCAGGAUUGUUAUAAAACGUAUCUAGUUGAGUGGUAAAUUUUUAUCUCUUCUUUAUCUCUACUACUUAAAAAGAAUGUAAAAUUUCAUGUUUCGCUUUUCUUUUUACCACCCCUUCGCCCAACCUUCCUUGUAUGAUUAACAAUCACAUUAAUUUACUUUCCUUCUAAAUCAAUGCCACUUUAAUUCACUUACCAAACUUAUCAUCAAAAUAUAAGAUAAAUCACAGACUUUAAAAAAAAGGUAAAUCACGGGUAUGAUUUGUUAAACACUUAUUUACACAAUCGCAUAAAUAUAGACAGUUAAUCACAAGAUAACAUAUUAGCAUAUUUUAUAUCCCGUUGCAACACACCGGCAUUGUGCUAGUACUACUUAAAAAGAAUAUAAGGUUUCAUGUUUCACUUUUCUUUCUGCCACCCUUUCGUCCAACCUUUUUUGUAUGAUAAUCAAUCACUUUAAUUUAGUUAUCUUCUAAACCAAUUUCAUUUCAAUUUACUUACUAAACUUCUCAUUAAAAUAUAAGGUAAAUCAUGGGCAGGAAUUGAUAAACAUUUAUUUACACAAACGUAUUAAUAUGAGCAGGUAAAGGUAACAUAUUAGAAUAUUUAUACCAUGCUGCGACACAUGAUCAUUGUCCUAGUAAGAUUCUGUAAGUUUACUGCAACGAUAAUUAUUGGUUAAUUUAUACUACUAACAAAUCGAUGGAAAUUGCGUGCGCAAAUGGAUGUCUAGCAUGCACUUUUGGGAUUAAGAGUGGUCAACAUAAGUCUCACCUUUUCCCUCACAAAAAAUUAAACACAAGUCUCAGCUUUGUACUAAUAACUCGCUACUGACACAAUGGAGUAAGUAUAAGUAUAGUAUCUCCCAAAAAAGUACUAGUGCCCCUACAUACAAGCGAAUCUACUGUAGGUGCAAAAGAAAACAUACAAUAGAAUCGAUUUGCAUGCACGUUGGAAUUCAGAAUGUUUUCAAUACUGGGAAAGUCGCUACCUGGAAUCACACGUUGCAUCAGGUAGCUAGCAUGCAGUAGCACCCACUAGGAGGAGGCUAGCUUAGCCACUCAUGCCGGUAUAAGUACAGGGCCCUGCUUCUCCAGCAUUUUCCUCCUGUCCGGCCGAGAGAUAGGGUUGUUUUCCCCGGCCUGUCCUCGCUUCUUCCCAGCCAGCCACGAGCCACCUCCCACAAACCGAUGCUAGCUUUGACUGCCCUGAUCAGAAGAAUCUAGCUAGCGACCAGACCGCCACUGCCAUCUCUUCCAAAUCAAACCACUGAUCGAUAAAAAUACACGAGCUCCAUCUCCACAAUGGCUUCGGCGAACAACUGGCUCGGCUUCUCGCUCUCCGGCCAAGGGAACCACCCACAGCCCCACCAGAACGGCUCACCCGCCGCCGCCGCCAUCGACGGCGACUUCUAUGGCCUGCAAGGCCAGACGGCGCCGGAUGCGCACCUCGGCAUGUCCGGCCUCCGGGCCGACGCCAACUACGGCGUCAUGGAUGCCUUCAACGGAGGCACCCAGGAAACCCAAGAUUGGGCAAUGAGGGGUUUGGACUACCACGGCGGCUCCUCCGAGCUGUCGAUGCUAGUCGGCUCGAGCGGCGGGAGGAUGACGGUGGACGACGGCGAGGCGCCCAAGCUGGAGGACUUCCUCGGCGGCAACUCCUUCUCCGACGUCCAGGACCACGCCGGCAGCUACCUGUUCUCGUCCGGAAGCGCGAUGGGCAGCGGCGCCGCGUCUGGUUCGCACGGCGUAGACGGCCGUGGCGGCAGCACCAUAGAGCUGUCCAUGAUCAAGACAUGGCUCCGGAACGACAAUAACCAGGCGCAGCAUGACCAGGAGAUGAGCGCCGACGCGAGCGCGACCAGCUAUGCGUGCUCCGGCGCGCCAGGGAGCACCGGCAACGGCGUGGGCGUGGCGAGCUCGCGUGGGCAGGGCCUAGCGCUCUCGAUGAGCAUGGGGUCCAACUCGCACCCGCAGAUGCCGGUGGUCCCGGCGGCGGUGGGGACGGAGAGCACAUCGUCGGAGAACAAGCGGGUGGAUUCGCCGAGCGCCGGCACGGCAGACGCCGUCCAGAGGAAAUCCAUCGACACCUUCGGCCAAAGGACCUCGAUCUACCGAGGUGUAACAAGGCAUAGAUGGACAGGGCGGUAUGAGGCGCAUCUCUGGGACAAUAGUUGCAGGAGAGAGGGGCAAACUCGCAAGGGGAAACAAGUUUAUCUGGGCGGUUAUGACAAAGAAGAUAAGGCAGCUAGGGCUUAUGAUUUGGCAGCUCUAAAAUAUUGGGGCACAACCACAACAACAAAUAUCCCAAUAAGUACUUAUGAGAAGGAGAUAGAGGAAAUGAAACAUAUGACCAGGCAGGAGUACAUUGCAUAUCUUAGGAGGAAUAGUAGUGGUUUUUCUCGUGGCGCGUCAAAAUAUCGCGGUGUAACCAGGCAUCAUCAGCAAGGAAGAUGGCAAGCAAGGAUAGGGAGAGUCGCGGGCAACAAGGAUCUCUACCUCGGCACCUUCACGACCGAGGAGGAGGCCGCGGAGGCGUACGACAUCGCCGCCAUCAAGUUCCGGGGCCUCAACGCCGUCACCAACUUCGAGAUGAGCCGCUACGACGUCAAGAGCAUCCUGGAGGGCAGCACGCUGCCGGUCGGCGGCGCGGCCAGGCGCCUCAAGGAGGCGGCCGAGCUCGCCGAGGCCGGCGUGUGGCGGGCGGAGGACGGCAGCAUCGUCUCGCACCUGCAGGCCGACGCCAUGGCGGGGUACCACCACGGCUGGCCCACGUCCAUCGCGUUCGGCAGCCACCAGCAGCAGCAGUCCGCGGCGCAGCUCGCCCUGCACUACCCGUACGGCGUUGGCGGGCAGGCCCGCGGGUGGUGUAAGCCGGAGCAGGACGCGGUGAUCGCGGCCGGGCACGGCGGGCAGGACAUGCAGGAGCUGCACCUGGGGAGCGGCGGCAGCACCCACAACUUCUUCCAGCCGGCGUCGAGGACCGCAGUUUACGGCAACGGCGGUGGCGGCGCCUGGUACCAAGGCCUCGGAGGCAACGCGUACAUGAUGCCGGUGGGCACGGUGGUGGACGCCGACCAGGGGCACAGCGGCAGCACGGCGACUACGGAGGAGGGGAGGCUCGUGGGGUACGGCGCCGAGGCUGGCGUCGACCCGUACGCGGCCAUGAGGCGCGCCUACGAGCUCUCCCAGGGCUCGUCGUCGGUGAGCGUCGCCAAGGUGGCGGACGGCUACUCCAACAACUGGAGCUCGCCGUUCAAUGGCAUGGGGUGAUCGGCCCCCUACGUUGGUGUUACUAAUCAACUGCCACACUUGUUGUAACGUACGUUGUGCGCACGAGUAACUGGAAACCAAUUAAGUUCUGUAAUUUUAGGAUAGUCUAGAGCAGUGCAUGAGCACGAGCGGUGCCUUCUGAAAGGUAGUAAUGGCCAGUGAUCGGUGAAGUAGGAGGACUUUGUAAAUCACCAUCGCUGCGCCGUUAGUUUUGGGGAUUUCAGAAGGGAAAAAUCAAGCUAAUCUAUCAAACAAACUUCCAUGGCUACUUCA
Molecule: messenger RNA, 4154 nt
Organism: Aegilops tauschii subsp. strangulata
Lineage: Eukaryota; Viridiplantae; Streptophyta; Magnoliopsida; Poales; Poaceae
Product: AP2-like ethylene-responsive transcription factor BBM2
Biological process (GO): regulation of DNA-templated transcription
Molecular function (GO): DNA binding; DNA-binding transcription factor activity
Source: RefSeq, a predicted model, not a curated record